Molecule: messenger RNA, 2057 nt
Organism: Jaculus jaculus (lesser Egyptian jerboa)
Lineage: Eukaryota; Metazoa; Chordata; Mammalia; Rodentia; Dipodidae
Product: zinc finger protein 39-like
Exons: 7
Coding region: 590-1093 (167 amino acids)
Biological process (GO): regulation of DNA-templated transcription
Source: RefSeq, a predicted model, not a curated record
UCAUCUGCUGCCCGUCCCCCCGUGGGCGGCUCCGGUCUCCCCCGCCUCACAGGCAGGUGGAACUUUCCGUGACGUCACAAUGCUGCGCCACAAGCCGCGCCUCCUGAGAGAACUUGUGAACUUGUAAAAGGCGGGAGCCCGGGCUUCUUUCUCCUCAGCCUCUGUCCAGCAGCCUGGCCGGGCGGAGGAGGCGGCGGUGGCGUGUACGAAGCCAGGGAAAGCGCUCAGCAAACAGUAAAGUGAGAGGGCGAGGGCGUGAGCGGUGCGGAGGAAGCGGCGGGGUGCCUUUUCCUGAGGCUGUUCUGGGGAAUGGCGGAGGCGGCGGCCGUGGCGGUCUGUGCACGAGCGGGAGCGCCCCGCAGCAGUGAGGACAUCCUGAGAAGCUGGGCCCUGGGUUUCUACUUUGGAGAUGGCACUUUGAGUUGGCAAUAAGAUCUGAAAGACCAGAUGUUGGACCUGGAGUUUGUGGAAUUCAGACCACCAGGACAGAAGUAGAACCCUCCUUCAUGAGCCUUCCAGCAUGGAUUGAAGACCAGCAGUUCCCCAGGAAUCCUCUAGACCUCCAGUGCCAGACUGGGACUGCUGAGGCAUGAUGAGCAGCAGCAGAGUUCUCAGACUCUCCAGUGUGCAGACAGUCAUUGCUGGACUUCCUGAGGUGAUGUCAUUUGAAAACGUCGCUGUGGAUUUCACCUGGCAAGAAUGGCAGCACCUGGAUGUUGUUCAGCAAAACCUCUACAGAGAUGUGAUGCUGGAGAACUACAGCAGCCUGAUGUUCUUGGGUGAGCUAAACUCCCGGAGAUGUAUGACCAAACCAGAUUUGAUCUUCAAGUUGGAGCAUGGAUUUGCACCAUGGAGUGUAGUAGAAGGCUCAAUUCAGAGGCUUCCAGAAUUUAAAUCUCAACAGAACUUUCAUUGGACAAAGACUCAUGAUUUUAAGCAAUGUCACAAUGCAGUUUACCAGAACGUACAUCACACUUGUCAUCAAGGAGCAAACACAGGGUUGAAGCUGUAUGAAUGUAGGACCACCUUGUCCUCCAAAUCACAUCUCAGUCACUGUCAGAGAACUCACACAGCAUGGAUUGAAAACCAGUGAGGACUGAUGACCAGAGUCAACUGAAGACACACAUGAAUUGAAAACCAGUGGUUUCUCAGGAAGCCUAUAAGCCUAUGGUGCUGGAUUGGGACUGCAGAGGCAUCUGGCCAUGUGGACUGACCAGCUACUGGAUUCCUUGAUUCUCAGGCAUACAACUGCCAUUGAAUUACCAUAAGCAAAUUCAAUAAAUUCCCUUGUUAAUAUAAUUCAUUUUAGUAGCUCUGUUCCUCCAGAGAACCCUGAAUAUUGCACUCUAUGAUGUCAUAAAGAGAGUUGUGGAGAUGAAAAAUGUUUCCGUGUAGCUGCUUGGAUUCUCUGGGAAUGGGCACCAUGGAAUGGUCCUCAUGCUGGCAUAGUUUCAUUACUCCAUAAAGCUAGCAUUCAGGACUGAAGGGGUUAAACUUGCAGAACAUGUGAUUUUUUUCUCUCAAGUUCCUUAGGUAAAGCUGCAAGUUUUGAAAUUUGUCCUGUUUGUUUUCCAAAUUGUAAUGCCUUCUUUUUGCAAUAGAAAUGUUUACUCUGUGUCUAUGUGUUGGAAAUAAGUCACUGUAGUGUGAGGUAACAAGGCUCAAAGUUAAUAGACAUUCUGACAUAUCAGUUGAGAUGCUAGAUUUUUGAGUUUUGAGCAGAUUUCUAUUUGCUGUGGACAUUUUUACAUAGGCUAAAUAGAUACAUAAUCAUAAAAUGGUCAUGUUUUUACGUGGGUUGGGGAAACUGAAUGUUUCAGUACAAAGGUUUUCCUGUAGCCUCAUGUUUUUGUUCAACCCAUGCUGCCUGGGAAUUCACUAUGUAAUCUCAGGCCCCUAACUCACAGUGAUCCAUGUAUUUCCUGGAAUUAAAGGCAUGUGCCACUAUGCUCAGCUGUUACUCAAUUUUUAAUGUAAGUAAUUGAUAUAAGAUGUAAUGAAUGUAAGAAUAAUAUCUGUAAAUUUUUUAUGAACAAUGUUUUAAAGGUCUUAUCAGA